CGGAGUGUUCGCACCGUUCGUAUUGCAAGAGCUCCAGAAAGACUUAAAUGACUGCCAUUUCUUCGCUAUAUUGACGGACGCCUCUAAUCAUGGCAGCACAAAAAUAUUUCCGAUAUUUGUUCGCUUGUUUUCGGAAAAGGAUGGCGUCAAAGUGAAAAUUAUAGACUUGGUAUAUGCAGAUUGAGAAAGUUCCGAAAUAAUUGUACAUUUGCUGAAUAGCUCUGUGAACAAAUUGAACAUAAAUAAGAAACUAGUCGCGUUUUGUGGAGAUAACGCGGCGUGUAAUUUUGGCAACGUUAAUCGAACCGGCUGAAAUAAUGUGUUCUACAAACUGAAGUAGCUUUAUCCUGGAUUGAUUGGCGUUGGAUGUGCAGCGCAUAUUGUUCACAACACUUUAAAAAAAGCUUGCGACAAAAUGCCUUUUGAUGUGGAGAUGAUUGUAGUCAAAACUUAUUCACAUUUCUAUUUGUUCACCGUGCGUGUCGUAAAAUUGAAAAAAUUUUGUGAAUCCGUAGAGGUGAAAUAUAAAAAACUGAUAGGUUACAGCAAAACUCGUUUCAUAGGCUUGUUGUCAUCAGUCGACUCAAUAUUAAGAAUUUUUGAUGGUCUUAAGGAGUAUUUUUUGGGAGGUCCCAACACCCCAAAUUCUUUGCUACUAUUUUUUGAAGAUCCAAGGGCCAAGAUGUGGCUGAUUUCCUUCGUGAUCAAGCAUCUAUUUUCAACAGAACAGUUAAAGCAGUGGAAAGCGACAAUAUUAAUGCAAUGGAAGUUGUGCAUGCACUCAAUUCUUUUGUACAAUCGCUCGAAUCUCGGAAAAAAGAAGCAUUUUUGUCCGCUACAGUGCAAAAGGAAAUGGAACAUAUUUCUGCUGUUGAUGAAAGAGUGUCAAAAGAAGAGAUGCAAGGUCUCUCACGUCAAUUCUAUCGUUCGAAUGCUAAUUUAGAUUUAUUUUAAAUUUAAAAGAUUUUAUUCAUUUCUUU
Molecule: messenger RNA, 980 nt
Organism: Bactrocera latifrons
Lineage: Eukaryota; Metazoa; Arthropoda; Insecta; Diptera; Tephritidae
Exons: 2
Coding region: 416-943 (175 amino acids)
Source: RefSeq, a predicted model, not a curated record